UCUUGAGGUAAUUGGAUAAAGACGAAUGCGUUGGCGUUUCACAGAGCGAGGGAGAGAGGAAGAGCGAGAGAUGGAUGGGUGGUGGCUUUGCUUGGGAUCCAAUUCAAUGAUAGAGUAAAAGCCUUCGGAUCUUCGCUUUCCGAGAGGUGAGAUUUUGGUGGGUUGGAAGGUGGUGUUUCACUGCUGGAUGCCGGAAGACGUGGGAAGGUGAAGAGAAGAGAAGAGAAGAGACCCUCUCGACCAAACAAGACGCCAACUUCGGCUUAUUCUACACCCGGUUCCUGUCAUCUUCAUCGCUCGCUAAGAGCGUGGCGGUGUCGUCGGAAGAAAGGAAGACAACAAUGGCUGUCGCUGCGGAGGAGGCACAGUUUCAUGUACUUGCUGUGGAUGACAGCCUCAUUGACAGGAAGCUCAUCGAGAGGCUCCUCAAGUCCUCAUCAUCCUGCCAAGUUACCACGGUGGAUUCCGGGAGCAAGGCUCUGCAAAUGUUGGGUCUGAGAGAGGAUGAGGAAAGCACAUCACCUGUCCCAGCAGAUAAGAACAUUGAGGUGAACUUGGUCAUGACAGAUUAUUGUAUGCCUGGGAUGACAGGGUAUGAUCUGCUCAAGAAGAUUAAGGGAUCAUCAUCCUUGAAGAACAUUCCAGUUGUGAUCAUGUCCUCUGAGAAUGUGCCAUCCCGGACCACCAGAUGCUUGGAGGGAGGAGCAGAGGAGUUCUUCCUCAAACCAAUAAAACUCUCGGACAUGACGAGGCUCACACCUUAUCUACCAAAGGGGAAGUUGCAAGACCAACAGCGAGAAAGCAGCAACGACAACAAUUACAGCAACAAAAGCAAGGAUUUUUGCCUGAGAAGACAAGGCCGAGACUCUCCGGUAAUAGCUUGACGGAGGGGCAAAAGAGAGUGUGUGUCUAUAUAUAUAUAUAUAUAUAUAUAUAUUCUAAUUUGAAUCAAUUGUCAUGAUUUAAAAAAAUAAAUUAAUUUAUGUUGUAAUAGUUUAU
Messenger RNA from Musa acuminata subsp. malaccensis (wild Malaysian banana), 999 nucleotides. RefSeq names its product two-component response regulator ORR9. Lineage: Eukaryota; Viridiplantae; Streptophyta; Magnoliopsida; Zingiberales; Musaceae. Gene Ontology annotation, biological process: phosphorelay signal transduction system; cytokinin-activated signaling pathway. The record is from RefSeq and is a predicted model, not a curated record.